Microplitis mediator is the source of this 1516-nucleotide messenger RNA. RefSeq names its product serine/threonine-protein kinase S6KL (gene S6KL). Gene Ontology annotation, molecular function: protein serine/threonine kinase activity; ATP binding. Gene Ontology annotation, biological process: protein phosphorylation. The transcript has 10 exons. The record is from RefSeq and is a predicted model, not a curated record. Bases 300 to 1502 code for a protein of 400 amino acids. NCBI's taxonomy places the organism in Eukaryota, Metazoa, Arthropoda, Insecta, Hymenoptera, Braconidae.
UGUAACGCGCUAAUUAUUUAUUAACUAAUUAUUAUUAACUAAAAUCAUUUUGUAAUUUAAAAGUAAUAACAAAUCAUAAUUGUUAUGUCAUAACUUCAAUGGAAUGUUGUCAUUUGUCUUGUGUCAUAAUACUUACUUCUGAACACAUAACAACAAAGUAUUUUAAAGUAAAAUUUAUUAAUAAGUAACAUGAUAAUUAUUUAUCAAUUAAUAAACGUCAGUAUUAAAAGUAUUUUAAAUAUUAUAAAAUUGAUAAUAAAUCAAGUUUACUUACAAAGUUCGAAAUUAUAACAGAUUGAAUGGGAAACACGAAUAAUAAAAUAAAUAAAUACUCGCGACGUAAUUAUAGCAGUCAGUGUAGUCUCAGUAGUAUUAUCAGCGGAGGUUGUACAGGAACGACAGAAUCUAUUUAUGAAGAAUACAGACCAUUAUCACGUAUCUCACGACGAACAUGGACUGAAGGAACAUUAAAUGAUCCAUUGAGUUCAUCAAAAACAGUAUGGCCUGUACCAAAAUUUGAAGCGAUAUUUUUACCAGAAUUUAAAGUUCGAGAGCAUCCAAUUAAUAAUGAUUACAAUUUUAUUAAAUUCAUCGCCAAAGGAGCUUACGGACGUGUAUUUAAAGUCGAAGAUAAAGUUACUGGAAAUAUUUAUGCUUUAAAAGUUAUCAGCAAAUCAAGAAUAAUUGAAGAAAAUGCAGUUGAACAAGUCAAACAAGAAGUGGCUAUUCAAAAAGCAGUCAGCCAUCAUCCAUUUAUUGUUCAUUCCUGCCAUCACUGGCAAGGCAGAAAAACUUUAUAUAUGUUAACAGAAUAUGUCAAUUGUGGUGAACUUUAUUAUCUAAUUCGCGAGUAUGAAAAAUUACCAGAAGAAGUUGUUAGAAUUUAUGUUGCUGAAUUGGCAUUAGCUAUAGAUUUUCUUCACAAUGCUGGUAUUGUACAUAGAGAUUUAAAAUCUACAAAUGUAUUAUUAGAUAAUGAAGGACACGCGGUACUGAUUGAUUUCGGCUUAGCUAAAUGGUUGCGUCCAUUACAUCGUACUAAUACAUUUUGUGGUACUCAAGAAUAUAUGGCUCCUGAAAUAGUACGUAGAGAGUAUUAUGGCCAUGAAGUUGAUUGGUGGUCUUUAGGAGUUCUUACAUGUGUUCUUCUUACUAAUAAGUUUCCAAUCACAUUAACUGAAAAGAGUAUAGAAGAUAACGGUAGAUCAAUAACUCCAGGAGCAUUACCAGAAGAUGUAGAAAUUUCAAAAGGUGCUGAAGAUCUUUUAAAAAAAUUACUCCAACCAGAUCCUAGAGCUCGGUUACGAUCGCUAUUCGCGUUACAACGAAUUGCUUUUUUUAUGGGACAUGAUAUCCAAAGUUUUAUGUCGAAAAAAAUUUCACCUUUUAAAUUACUCGGCAGACAAAUGGGCCACAGCGUACAAUUACAUGAGACUGAGUGCAAUGGUAUUUUAAAUGGCUUACAAUCUUCCAAUGGCAAUGUCGGUCAUAAAACCAAUUAAUUAAUUAAUUAAAC